AUGUUACGCCGUCUUGGAUGGUUAAUUGGAUUGAGCCAAAGAAGUAGGCAAACAAAGAUCCUUGAUGCAGAGCCUUACGUAGCCAAGGUUAAGCCGGUGCUAAUGGUCGACACUGUUCAAGAAAUCGCUAUCUAUAUCCAUAGGUUUCACAACCUUGAUCUUUUCCAGCAAGGAUGGUAUCAAAUAAAAAUCAGCAUGAAAUGGGAGGAUGGUGAUAACAACUCCUGUGGGAUUCCUUCAAGAGUUGUUCAGUAUGAAGCUCUUGAUUCAAGCUCAAACGACUCGUGUGGAGUGUGGAAGAUAGAUGACAAAGAUAAUAGUUUCUUAACACAGCCCUUUCGCAUUAAGUAUGCGAGGCAGGAUGUUCGUCUAUGCAUGAUGGUCUCGUUUACUAUGCCACUGGAAAGAUAUGAGGGGUCAGCUACAUCUGCUGUUAUAUUGAGCUUUGAGCUUUUGUAUUCUCCGGUUAUGGAGAAUAUAUCAGUGGCGGAUUCGGAUGCUUGUCCUGCAGCAGUGCAUGAGUUUCGUAUUCCUCCUAAAGCUCUCUCCGGCUUGCAUUCUUACUGUCCGGUGCACUUUGAUACCUUUCACGCCGUUCUUAUUGAUGUGACUGUCCACGUCAGUGUCAUGAAAUCUGCUGCUUACAAACGGCCUGCAGUUUUAUCUAGUGAUGCAAGUAAAGAUUUGGCCAACGGCAAUUCUCAGUCUUCCAAGAAAGCCUUUGCUCAGAUUGCUUCUGCGGACAAGAAGCUGGUGUCAUUUGUCAAAGCCUUACUUGCAGCUCGUGACACUUUGCUUGAAGAAAUGAAAACACUUAGCAAAGCAGUUAGUCAAACAAUCGACUUGUCUGAGUUUGUAUCCAAUAUGGACAAUGGUCUUUUAUCUGACUCAGCUCCAAUGGGAUCAUCAGUUGAAGCUGAAGAAGGUUCAGGACAAGGCAAGCAACAAAACAAUCUUGAGAAGUUGAAUAGCCCAUUUGAUUUAACAAGUGAUGACUGGCUUCGUGACUUCUCCAAGGAGCAUCUAUCUCGCACAUUCCACUUACUCGGCACCCAGCUCCAUUACCUUUGGACUACUUUUCUUGCAUUUCACCGGGAUAAUAACACAAAAGUCUUGGACUAUCUCCGUGAUAUCUGGAGAAAGGAUCGAAGAGCUGAGUGGUCAAUCUGGAUGGUGUACUCCAAGGUUGAAAUGCCACAUCAUUUUAUAAGUGGAAUGGAAGACACUUCAAACCAUACCUCUAACAAAAAAGUCACAACUUUGUCAAAGCUGAAUGAUCCUGCGCAGGUUGCAGCCACCCGAGCAGAACUUCACCGUCGAAGUAUUGCACAAAUGCGGAUAAACAACCGGGCGAUACAAGACAUGCAUAUAUUUGGUGAUCCUAUGCGUGUUCCUAUUGUUAUAACUGAACGUGUUUGGAAUGCACCAAGGCGUACUUUCAGUGAGAAUUCGUAUAUGAAACAUGUUGAUAGAAUCGAUUCUAGCUUACUCAAUGGGCACGAUGACGAGAGUGGGACAAGGAAACAGAAUAACUCACAGCAAAGUGGGCGUGAGCUGAAGAUUGUUGUUUUUGUUCAUGGUUUCCAGGGGCAUCACUUAGACCUAAGGCUUAUACGGAAUCAGUGGCUCCUGAUUGAUCCAAAGAUAGAGUUUCUCAUGUCUGAGGCAAACGAGGAGAAGACACAUGGCGAUUUCAGGGAGAUGGGGCAGAGGCUUGCGCAGGAAGUUGUUUCUUUCUUCAAGAGGAAAAUGGAUAAGCAUGCGAGAUACGGUCGCUUGAAAAACGUUAAGAUGAGUUUUGUUGGACAUUCAAUAGGCAAUGUCAUCAUCAGAACUGCAUUAGCAGAUAGUUUGAUGGAACCAUACAGGAAGUAUCUACAUACGUAUCUAUCGCUUUCGGGUCCACACUUGGGUUAUCUAUACAGUUCAAAUUCCUUAUUUAAUUCUGGACUUUGGCUCCUGAAGAAGUUAAAGAGCACUCAGGUUAUUCAUCAGCUUACACUCACUGACGAUCCUGAUCUCCAGAAUACUUUCUUUUACAAGCUCUGCAAGCAAAAGACCUUGGACAGUUUCAAGAACAUAAUUCUCCUGUCUUCGCCUCAGGAUGGGUAUGUUCCAUAUCACUCAGCCAGGAUCGAGUCGUGCCAACCAGCAGCUUUCGACAACUCGAAAAGAAACGUUGCGUUCUUGGAGAUGCUUAAUAGCUGUAUGGACCAAAUACGAGGGCCAUCACCAGAAAAUCCUCACCACCAGAGAGUGUUCAUGCGCUGCGAUGUCAACUUUGACACGACCUUGUAUGGUCGUAACCUCAACUCAUUCAUCGGUCGAGCUGCUCACAUCGAGUUCUUGGAGUCUGAUGUCUUUGCAAGAUUCAUUAUGUGGUCCUUCCAAGAUCUAUUCCGCUGA
Messenger RNA from Microthlaspi erraticum, 2406 nucleotides. NCBI's taxonomy places the organism in Eukaryota, Viridiplantae, Streptophyta, Magnoliopsida, Brassicales, Brassicaceae. The record is from the annotation of a GenBank genome assembly.